AUGGUAUCUACCCGCGCUAAAUCUAACGCCCCCUUGCUCGCCGCUACCGUCGCCGCCGGCACCAAUUCUAUGGUGCAGGCCAUGGAUGCACUCUCACCACCUACCAUGGGACCUGGUGAGAUGGUGUCCGAUGAUAUGGAGGUGGAAAUUCACGAUUUGACCUCUCCGCGGGUCGAUUUCGCCGAUUUCCGCAACCACGGUUUUUCGCGCGCCACCGCAGCUACCGCCGCCGCCAUCCGUGCCGCGCCUAUGGAGAGUGUGUUGUCAGCCUCAUCACUGUCCACUGGAGCCUCUGAGGCUGUUCCCGGCACUAUGGACGUUGAAAUGCGCGAUUUGGUGUCGCCGCAGGUCGUUUCUGGUGGUGCCGCUGGGUCGUACUCCGUCGCCGCUACCACCGCUACCGCUUCCACGAAUAAUGUGAGUGAACAUGCCAUGGCACCACCUACCUCUGGGGCAUCCGAGACGAUAUCAAGCGUCGCGUACGACCCAACCCUCGACCUAAUCUCGGCAUCGACCGCCACCGGUGUUCUUCGCGGCUCCUCGCUGUCAAUCGCCACGGCUGCUGCCAUGACCACCGGCGCUUCGACGUCCAAGGCGAGUGUUGUGGCACCCUCACGACCACCCACGGGAUCCGUGGCGAUGGUUCCUGGCGCCACCGAAGCCGACACCCACGAUUCUGGGUCGCCACAGACCGUCAACCGGGAUUUCCCACCAACUCGCACGUCGUCCGGGGCCAACGGCCAAACCAUCGACAGCCGCCACCCUGUGCCGCCACCAGCCACGUCUCCCAGUCGUCUGGGAGCUCCUGGAUCGACUGCAACUGCUCAACCCCGCGUGGAGCCUCGCAGCCGUGAGUCCGCCUACGCGGCUACAGCUACCUCGCCCCCACCAACGUCCGACCCGUGGACCGCCUUCGCUGCCAAGCGUGUCGAGGCGACCAAGGCGUCACGGACGAAGGAUGUGGGCACGUACCGUCCGUCCAUGGUCGAUCUGGAGCCGCUACUUGCCAAGCACGCUGCAGGCACUCUGUCCUUCCACGACACCUUGCCCAUCCAGAAGCACGACAAGCGCGAGGUCGUCGGAUGGCUGCACAUGGCUACGGGCAACCACACCAAGGCCAUCAACGAGGAUGCCGCCAUGGC
This is a messenger RNA of Aphanomyces astaci, 1142 nucleotides long. RefSeq lists its product as hypothetical. Lineage: Eukaryota; Oomycota; Saprolegniomycetes; Saprolegniales; Verrucalvaceae. The record is from RefSeq and is a predicted model, not a curated record. The annotation marks the transcript as partial. The transcript has a single exon.